AUGUUUGAAAAAUACCCUUGGGGUACACUUGCAGUUACGAAUGGAUUGCUCACGGCGGUCGCAGAUGGACUUGCUCAGACAUUUGAUCGGCGCUCUGAGGGUAAGCCGCUCUUAGAGUGGGACUUCCCCCGCUCAAGCCGCUUUCUUAUAUUUGGUUCAGCUAUGGCACCACUCUUAGCUGAGUGGAAUCAUUUCAUUGAACACAAGUUCCGUAUCCGCGGGGCUUCUGGCUCACUCAUUUGGAGCGGACUAAUGCGUCGAGUUAUGACUGACCAAAUUGUUUUUGCACCAUUUGGGCUUGCAUUAUUCGUUGGGGCUAUGGGAAUUAUGGAAGGCCGCCAUAGUUUCGAGACCCUAAAGGAAAAGUACAAUGAUGUGCGUAAGGAAAGCACUUAUUCCAGAUAUACAUUCCAGCUCUUUUAG
Molecule: messenger RNA, 423 nt
Organism: Malassezia globosa CBS 7966
Lineage: Eukaryota; Fungi; Basidiomycota; Malasseziomycetes; Malasseziales; Malasseziaceae
Exons: 1
Coding region: 1-423 (140 amino acids)
Cellular component (GO): membrane; cytoplasm
Source: RefSeq, a predicted model, not a curated record